Messenger RNA from Postia placenta MAD-698-R-SB12, 504 nucleotides. RefSeq lists its product as hypothetical. The coding region runs from base 1 to 504 and encodes 167 amino acids. The record is from RefSeq and is a predicted model, not a curated record. NCBI's taxonomy places the organism in Eukaryota, Fungi, Basidiomycota, Agaricomycetes, Polyporales, Adustoporiaceae. The transcript is spliced from 2 exons.
AUGGCUUACAACAAGCCGACACCACCCACCGACGCUGACUCUGGCGAGUCCUCCAAAGAGGGAACCCCGCCGAGUUACGACGACAGCGCUCGCGAAGCGCAAUGGCAGCGCGCUCUCCUCGACGUGCAGGAGACCGUAGUUGCUUGGCAACGAGCCACCGCUGCGGGCGACUCAGCCCGCGCGGCCGAGCUCUCCGCCAAGAUCCCUCAGAUGUGGCGCAACGCGGGGGAUAUACACCCAGAUCCCGAGGUGCGCGCCAGAAUGUACGCGAACGCGGAUCAAUGGGAGCAUGCCGGCGAGGGGGAGAAGACGGAGCAUGCCAAUGCUUUCCUCGUCGGAAUCGGUGCGAUCAUCGCGACACCCUUCGUGCUCGUCGGUGCUGCAUUGGUCGGCGCAGGUGCAGUUGUUUGGGGUGCAGCAAAGGUUCUUCAAGGUAUUGGUGAGGGACUGUCUGCGGGGCCCGAAUAUCUGUGGAACAAGUGGAGGAAGCGCCCCAAGAAUUGA